Myotis myotis is the source of this 5459-nucleotide messenger RNA. It is a transcript of the gene TP53INP1, whose product is annotated as tumor protein p53 inducible nuclear protein 1. Gene Ontology annotation, biological process: autophagosome assembly; positive regulation of DNA-templated transcription. The coding region runs from base 281 to 997 and encodes 238 amino acids. Gene Ontology annotation, cellular component: autophagosome; nucleus. NCBI's taxonomy places the organism in Eukaryota, Metazoa, Chordata, Mammalia, Chiroptera, Vespertilionidae. The transcript has 4 exons. The record is from RefSeq and is a predicted model, not a curated record.
CAAAAGGCGCAGGCGGCCGGCGGGGCAGCGGCAGCUCCGAGGCCGGCGCCGCGCAGUCCCCAAGCCGCCGCCACCUCCGCCCGCGCCGCCCGGUUCCGCGGGGCGAGGCGCUGCUGCUCCGCCGCCGGUCGGGCCCACGGAUAAUGACUCUCCUCCCUGCCGAAACUGAAGAAGCACCUUGUGCACUUUAAUCUCCUGUCAGUGCAUCAGGCUGACUAAAGACGGUUUUGAAAUCUCAGCUAUAAAGACAUCCAGCCAAAGUCUCAGUCUUGCCUUAACAAUGUUCCAGAGACUGAACAAAAUGUUUUUGGGUGAAGGCAAUACUUCCAACCAAGAACCAGAAUUUAGUGAGAAGGAAGAUGAUGAAUGGAUUCUUGUCGACUUCAUCGACACUUGCACUGGGUUGUCGGCAGCAGAAGACGAGGAUGAAGACAUCAUUGAAGAGUCACCUACCGAACAUCCUUCAGUCUUUUCCUGUCUACCUGCAUCUCUUGAGUGCUUGGCUGAUACAAGUGAUUCCUGCUUCCUCCAGUUUGAGCCCUGUCCGAUGGAAGAGAGCUGGUUCAUCACCCCUCCGCCGUGUUUCACCGCCGGAGGAUUGACCACUCUCAAGGUGGAAACCAGCCCGAUGGAGAACCUACUCAUCGAACACCCCAGCAUGUCUGUGUACGCCGUGCAUAACUCCUGCCCUGGUCUCCACGAGGCCAGCUGUGGGGCUGACGAACUUCACAACGCCAGCGGCCCCAGAGUGGAAGCUCAAAAUGAAGUGGGGCAGCACAUUCACUGCUAUGUUGCAGCUGUUGCUGCUCAUGCAGCUUUUCUGGAACAACCCAAGAGUUUUCGCCCCUCCCAGUGGAUAAAAGAACACAGUGAAAGACAGGCUCUGAACAGAAAUAGCCUUCGUCGCCAAAAUCUUACCAGGGAUUGCCACUCCCGGCAAGUCAAGCACAGUGGCUGGGCUGUCCACCAGCCCUGCCCACGUCAGUACAAUUACUAAGAAUUUCAAGUGUGGUUGGUUGGCUUCUCUUGGUUUGUACAUAUGUGUGUGGAUGUGUGUGUUUGGAUGUGAAGUCUCUAUAGCCACUUGGUGACCAAUCACAUAGUCGUUUUAUUAGUGCGUUUAGACACUAUCUUGAAAACCAGAUUUACAUGCUGUGUAUCACAUAAUGCCUUGCUCUUAACAUUUACUUUUUGGUAAAUUUUUUCAGAAUAUUUUUGGAAACAUAUCAAUACAAUGGCAGUGUUUGGUGAUGUCUUUAAAUCUAUUAAAAUGUACAUGAAUUAGCAUUUUAAAGACAUUUCUUCUCAAGUUGAGAAUAGGCAUCUUUCGAUUUCAUUUUAUUUUGUAUUACUUAAUCAAUCUUUUGAGUAAGCAAAAAUUUAUUCUCAGGGUCAGCCAUACACUUUAUUGACCAGUACUUGAUAAUCUUUUCUGUAUAUAACGAAUACAUUUUUACACACUAACAUGAGCAUUAACAGGUUAUAGUUGCCAUAGUUAUAAUGGAAUUAUGGCUGAAUUGUCUUUUGAAAGAAAACUUGAUAUAUUUCUCUGUGUGUGGUGUUUUGUUGUUUUUUCCAGAUUAGCCAUGCAGUUCAUUUUGGAAUUCAGGUACAUUAAGAGUCAGUGAACAGUGCAUUCAGUAAUUCCGGCGUGACUGUGACGUGGUACAGACAUGGACAGGUAUCGUGGGACGAGAGCACUUGUCUCACAUGCAGAGGGGUUAGAGUAGACCUGUGAAGUUGCAAUUGGAAAAUGUGUGUCCGUAACUAACCUGUUAGUGCACUAUUUAAGUUGUUUGGAUUCUUUCCUGCCAGCUCUGCCCACUCACCACCUCACAUCAGCUGUAAAUUCAAAGUCCUUGUCCAGGCACUUGAGUGAUUUCAUAGUUACACCUGCGCACGGGGACAGUGAUAGGCUUUGUAUUCCUGGUGCAGUGGCAGGCGAGGGAAGGGGAGUUCUUGGGGACUCUUCUCAUGGUGUACAAAUGAAGAGCGACAGGUUGGCUUUCUUCAGUUUUCAUCUUUUGUUUUAAGUCUGGCUUCAGGCAGAAUCUUUAACCACUUUGGCUUGUUUCCUCCACCAAAAGGGGAGCAGGCAGUUACCUCCCUGGCAGUUGAUUUGAAGUGGGUUGUACAGGCCGGUCUUGUGUGAGAUUCCAAGGGCCUCUCUACUGAAUCUAGUGAUGGGAUGGGGCCCGUGGCUGUUUUUCUGCCACAGCUGUUCUUCCGUGUUGGUGCUGAGGAGGCCGGAGUGCAGCGUUUGAUGCCCAGCGAGGCCAGUUAACUCAACACGAGAUCUGUUUCUUACCGCUAGCCAGUCACUUCAUUUCUUAGCAGCUGUGAUGGUUCUGCUGCGCCGUCCACACUCACCGAUUUCUUCUGAAAUAAAGUUAAGCACAUACUUACAAUCCAGAGCACAUUCUGCUGACAGGAGUAUCGUCUUCAAAAUUAAAUAGCUCCUUUUCCCAUCUCUUCUGCAAACCUAAUUAAGUACACGUCUCUACAAUGUUCCGAGGAAAAAGCAGCAUAUAGUUAUGUGAAGUAUUACUCUAUUUCUCAGGAACCCUGCAGCGCUCACUGCGGGGAGCCGUGGGAGCUUUUUCUCCAGUGAAGAGCUGUGCUCUUUUCUGACCAGACUGGGACUGUGGGGUCAGAAACGGUCAAGUAGUGCAGCAGACGGUGGCGUGAGGUGGUUCUUCCACUGGCGUUGAUGAAGGGCCAGGAAUGUCUCUAGAGCAAGAAUCUAGAGCCCCUUCUCUCCUUUCCCCUUUCCAUUUCAAUGACCCCUUUAUUUAUUUGUUUUCUAAUAGGGGCCAAGUCUGUCAAGUUUUGUCAAACUGAGCUAGAAGUUAUUUGUUACUAUUUGUGUUUACCUGAGUUGGGAGAUAAGGUAGAGUUUUCAUGAGGGUGUGUAUGUUUUCACAUCAUGUCUGUUAUAGGGCCAUAUAUUGGUAACUUGAAAAUAGACCAGCUAAAUGUUUUCUUGAUGUAAGCCUCUGACUACGUGGGCAUCUCUUCAUAUAUUACAUGCAAGUUGUUAGUACCUCGCGAGCUAUAGAAGUUCAGCCUUGAGAAUUUAUUUGGUAGCAUGAACAGAUUUCUAUAUAAAACUGAGUGGCCCUUUUUUAUUUUUUCAGAUUUCCUGAUACCUUAAACACAUUUACAUCUCUAUCAGUUACUGCCUUUUUGUUUUCCUUAUCUGGACCUUUUUGUUAUGCUUUGUUCCUGGAAGACAAAUGAUUUUAGUCUUUGGGAUAUUUUUUCAGGGUAAGGGCUACCACACCAUCUGUGAUAUAUUGUGGUUUUUGUCUAAAAUUGGCACAUAUAAGAAUUGAAGAAACUAGUUACAUCAUUCAGUUGAGGUUCUUGGUCAUUAGAUGUUUGUUAGGUAUCUAUUAUGUACAAGAUACACCAGUAAUGACGUUGACAAGUUAAGUAUUCUUUGAAACACGGCCAAAAUACAAUUUAUUAUAAGUAAAUUAUUAUUUUUGCUGUUGUAAAUAUUAGUGGUUUACAAUGUGCUUUAAUGCAUAUUUCUUAAAAAUGCACACAGUGAGAAAUAAGACACCUUUGAAUUGAGUGCUCUGACUGUUUAUAAACUGAUAAUAUAGAAUGUUACUUGGAAAAAGUCUGGAAUAUGUGGUAUACACAGCAGUGCUUAUGAAUGAGUUACUUAGUUUUUAUAACCACGUUUCUCAAAGUUUGUGUCUUUGUUAAUAAAACAUUUUAUAAUGUAUAUCCUAUGUUUAUUACUUCUUCCUCAGCUGAUUGGAUGACGCGCUGCACUGAAAGUUGAAAAUCAGCCAUCCAUUUUCUUCUGUGGCAAUGCAUUUAUAUUGCUGGCUGAGUGGGGAAUUUUUUACAGAAGGUGCAAAGUGUUUGAAUUUCUGACUUCCUAUUCCUUUUUUUAACAUUAAUUUUCAGUUCAUUUUUCCAGUUUCCAUGCAAACUGCUCCUUUUUACAUGCGUUCUCUGUUGUGUCAGUACUUUGAUUCUAGUAAGAAGACAAUUUACUUAAAACUUGAGAGGGCCAUUCAGCAUUGCCUGUUUUUACUUCUCAGAUCUGUGUAGCACACUGGUUGGUAACCUUUACAUCUUCAUUGAAUCUGUCUUUGCUAUUUCUCUUCCUCCUCAAGGACAUGUAUUGUCUUUUAUGUUUUUAGGAGAAAAGAGCAAAGAAGAGUAUCUUAUCCUCAUUUUCUUUGAGUUGGAAACAAACAAAAAUGAAGGACUCCAACCAGAAGAUAGACACUUAAACUUAAAUAGAUGAAUGGAGACAGCUUAAGCGUUUCCGAGUAUUAGUUUUUUUGCUUUUAGAAUCAGUUAAGAGACUGCUCCUUGUGCUGGAGAUACUAGCAUCUGUUUGUCCUGUUACCUUAACGUUAUCCUAAAGCUAUCUUAUUUUAUACGGCCCCCACACAGAUUAAAUUCUUUUAAAAAAGAAGGGGGGCUACUACCAUGGAUGUUUCACUGCCAGGUUGAUGUGUUAUAAGUGGCAUCCGUAUCUACUUAUUGUAAUGCUUAAAGUUUUAUUUAAAAUGCUUUAUUUAGAAAACCAACAUAAUGUUUGGUGUCAGCCUUGCCAUGUACCAGUUUCACUUGAAAUUUGACACCAAUCACAGUGGUUUAGGGUGGAGAAAGGUACUGGAAAGCAAACCGAGAAGGGUAUAUUUUUCUAUUUGCAACAUUACCCUUUAUGUGGGAGAAGUUACUGUUCAGAGGAAGGCAGCUUACAUAGAUAAUGUUUUGUAUAUUAUUGAGAAUUUUCCUUACUUCUUAAAAGUGUGUAAUUGUUAAAUGCCCAGUUUUGCUCUAUAUUUGCCUGAAGUUUUAGUAUUCGUUUUUCUGGAUGGACUUCUGAAAACCAGUACUUGGGGAGAUUAGAUGUGUAUGUUUCCAGGUUUGUUGUGUGUGAGUGGUUUUGCUUGCUUUUUGGUUGUAUUUUCCUCCAGAGGUUUGGAACUUUAAUCAAUAAUUCUGUGUAUGUUAUUUAAAGAAAGUGGCUUUGUUUUUUUAUUUCUCAAGUAAAAUUGUGAACACAUUUGCUUUUCAAGGGCAGGGCAUCAGUUGUAGAAACUGAAGAGUAUUGUAGAUUGCACUAUGUGCCUUCUUGAUGUGUUUCUGGACACACAACUUUUUCAACAACUUGAAAUCUAAAAAAGGGACAUUUGGUUAGGUUGUAUACUGUACAUCAAUCUAUGCAUAAAUGGCAGCUUGUUUUCUUGAGCCACUGUCUAAAUUUUUCUGUUUUUAUAGAAAUUUUUUAUACUGAUUAGUUCAUAGCUGGUCAGUUUUAUACACAGACUAAACAAUACAGCACUUUGCCAAAAAUAAGUGUAGCAUUGCUUAAAAAUUGUGUAUUAACACCAGUUCUUUGUAAUUGGGUUCAAUGGUGCAUUUUGCACCACCUGGAGUUAUGGUUCUUAAUCUGUCAGUAAAUAAAAUGUCCUUUAACUUCA